Dicentrarchus labrax (European seabass) is the source of this 4101-nucleotide messenger RNA. It is a transcript of the gene rps6kb1a, whose product is annotated as ribosomal protein S6 kinase b, polypeptide 1a. Gene Ontology annotation, molecular function: protein serine/threonine kinase activity; ATP binding. The record is from RefSeq and is a predicted model, not a curated record. Bases 167 to 1693 code for a protein of 508 amino acids. Lineage: Eukaryota; Metazoa; Chordata; Actinopteri; Moronidae. Gene Ontology annotation, biological process: signal transduction; protein phosphorylation. The transcript has 15 exons.
ACUAGAGGCAUUUUCUGCUGCUCGCUCGCUCGUUGUGUUGUUUUGGUUAGCUGGAUGUUAGCCCAUGCUUUCUGCUGUAGCCGGUUGUAACGGUGAUGGCUCUCCCAUAAAGCGGGGGGAGCGGGGCUGUGCUUUCUGACUCAACGCCGAGUGAAGUGCCGUGGUCAUGGCUGGGGUUUUCGACAUCGAUCUGGAUCAACCGGAUGAGAAUGUGUCUGACGACGAACUUGAGGACGGGGACCAGCUCAAUGAAUACAUGGAGCAGUGCAGUGGUUUUGAAUUUAACAUGGAUGACUGUGAGAAGUUUGAAAUUUCAGAGAACAGCGUGAACAAGGGAACAGAGCAGAUCAGGCCUGAAUGCUUUGAGCUGCUGAAAGUUUUGGGAAAAGGUGGCUAUGGAAAGGUGUUUCAAGUACGGAAGGUCUCAGGUGCCACCUCUGGGAAGAUCUUUGCUAUGAAAGUUUUGAAGAAGGCCAUGAUUGUGCGCAAUGCAAAAGACACAGCGCACACCAAAGCUGAGAGGAACAUUCUGGAGGAGGUGAAGCAUCCUUUCAUUGUGGACCUCAUCUAUGCCUUCCAGACAGGGGGAAAGUUGUACCUUAUCCUGGAGUAUCUGAGCGGUGGGGAGCUGUUUAUGCAACUGGAAAGAGAGGGCAUCUUCAUGGAAGACACAGCAUGCUUCUACCUGGCUGAGAUCUCAAUGGCGCUUGGUCACCUGCACCAGAAAGGCAUCAUCUAUAGAGACCUGAAGCCUGAGAACAUCAUGCUCAACAACAACGGACAUGUGAAGUUGACAGACUUUGGCCUAUGCAAAGAGUCCAUCCAUGACGGAACAGUCACCCACACCUUCUGUGGCACUAUUGAAUACAUGGCUCCAGAGAUCCUAAUGAGGAGUGGACAUAACCGAGCAGUGGACUGGUGGAGUUUGGGAGCUCUCAUGUAUGACAUGCUGACGGGAGCACCUCCAUUCACUGGUGAAAACAGAAAGAAGACAAUUGACAAAAUCCUGAAAUGCAAACUCAGCCUUCCACCUUACCUCACACAAGAAGCCAGGGACCUCCUGAAAAAGCUGCUGAAACGAAAUGCCUCAUUGCGACUCGGGGCUGGACCAGGAGAUGCCGCUGAGGUCCAGGCCCACCCAUUCUUUCGGCAUAUAAAUUGGGAUGACCUCCUCGCUCGCAAAGUAGAGCCCCCAUUUAAACCUUUCCUGCAAUCGGCUGAUGACGUCAGCCAGUUCGACUCCAAAUUCACCAGCCAGACUCCAGUGGACAGCCCUGAUGACUCCACGCUUAGCGAAAGUGCCAAUCAAGUCUUCCUGGGUUUCACAUAUGUAGCCCCAUCUGUGCUUGAAAACGUCAAAGAGAAGUUCUCUUUCGAACCAAAGGUCCGCUCACCGCGGAAGUUCCCUGGAAGCCCAAGAACACCUGUGAGUCCGGUAAAGUUUGUAGCAGGGGACUGUUGGCCCCGGGGACCCACGCUGACCCAUCCAUCCCUGCUGUCUCCCAGCAGCUCUGUGGAUCAGCCCAUGGAGGUGUCUACAGCAGAGCAGAUGGACACGGGCAGCAGCAGCACCUCCGAAGCCUCCGCGCCACUUCCCAUCAGGCAUCCUUCAGGCAUCAAUGCAGGGCCCUACAAAAAGCAGGCCUACCCCAUGAACUCCAAGCGGCCAGAACAUCUACGAAUGAACCUAUGACGCUUGGCUCGCCUCCAAACAUUAGGACUCUUUCAAUUCCUCCUCCUCUUCCCUUUUUAUUGUUUUCUUUCAAAGAGACUUGUAGAAUCUUUUUUUAAUUGACUGACACUGUCAAUGCUGAUCACCAGCUCUUCCAGCAGCGCCUUCCCUCCUCUACCCCCUCCUCAGCCUGAUGCAGAUAAUCAGCAGUUACAGUACAUUAGAUAUGUGGUCAGUCGGGGGACUGACCACAUGACCACUGAACUGAUGAGAGGUGGUUUCGGUGCACUCAACUGGCAUUAUCAUAUGAUUUACUGGUGCUCUUUUAUCGUCAAGUCUGGACAAUGUUACUUUUAGUGUUUACAACUAGUGAGAGAGUCUGGUUGCAAGGGGCAGUAAUUUCUCCCUCAGUAUGCCAGGCUUCUUUUGAUUGUUUGUUUAUUGAUCAUCUUGUGAUGUGUGAAGAACUUGCAGGUUACACUGUCAGUAGGUACAAUUAUUGGAUAACAAGCUCCACAAUGAACAGACAGUAUCCAUUUUUUAUGUUUUAGGAAAACAAUCACAUUGCCUUUGUCACUGGAGCGUGUGGUCAGGAGUAGGUGGAGCACGACUUAUGGAAAAUCAGCUAUAAAAAGAUAGAAGUGAAAUUUUAGCUGAAGGCAUCACUUCCACCACAAUCAAUACCAAAUGCUGGCACUGCUUCACUUGUCCAACUGGAAUGCUUUGUCUAGGUCUGUCCAGAAGCACUGUUCAGUUUCUUUUUGAAUGUAAACGGACUCUAAAUGCCUUUUUGUGUGUCACUUCAAUCUCCUGUGCUUAGCUCUAAUGACCCCUACAGCAUUACCUUUAAUUCAUCUACUCAUGCAGCCCAAUUUCUUGUGUUGUUGGUGGAGAACAACAAACAUUUUGUCCCUAAAUAUCCUCAGCCAGAUCGAUAUCUUAUGUGCUUGGAUGGUUUACGUAUGCUUUUUGUGCAUUUACAGUAACAGGGCUAUCAGUGGUAGGGGGGGAUAAAGUCAGACUUGAUGUGAGUGGACCAUCUACUAACUCCUGUUUGAGCUGACAUGUAUGAUUGGUUUUAUUUGUGAAGCUGCUAUAUGAGCCUCUGGAGUCAAGCCAUUCAAAACUUCUCACCAUAAAACUGACCAUGAAAUUGGAUGCAGAUUCCCAUGAUGCUAACUGAAACUUGAAUGAAUGAAAAUUUGAUGUGUCUUGUUAUCCAAAUACUGAGUGUUUAAUGAAUUGACCAAAAGGACUGUUUCAAUGAACCAAAUAAUUAUUGCUGGUAAACAAACAAACCAUGGACAACGACCAUGGAGUGUCGCAGAUUUUUGUAACGUUUCAAGGUUCAAAGGUCGUAUUUUAGAUCAUACUGGCUUUGUUCUCCACACUGAUGCUCACAGAGCCAUUUUAAUUUGUUUAUUAUUUUUCUGUAAGUUAUUUAGCAAUUGUUUAACAGCUUAGAUAGAUUUUUCUUCUCCUACCAUUCCGGUACAACAAUUGUGUUUAAGACCAGUCACUCCACUUUUUACGCCACUUACUUUCUUUGUUCAUUUGUUACAGUAUUUAUUUCAAGUGCCAUUGUGUUUCCACUGCAUUGUUCGCACUAUGCAAACUAUGUAUUUAUUAUAUAGUAUUAUUUAGAUAAGGCAGCAGAAUGUGUAAUCAUUUGAUUUGGAAUUCUUGUCAGAGACUUAUUUUGUCAUAAUAAGCAUGUACAGUAAGAUUUUAUUUCCCCAGAAUAUGUCUUACAGCAACCUCAGAUGCAGCUUUUUUUUUAUUCCAAAAUUGAGGACAGUAAUCUAACCUUACAGCAUUUAUUGUGUGGCAUAGAAUCAUAUUUGAGGGGGAUUUUCACAAAACAUUUUGAUAUCUUAGACUUUCCUUGCUGAAAACUUGAACUUCAGUUUCUUUUUGCAGUGCUUAAAGCAAGGGCAGUUAUUGUGGAAAGAAACUGAUGCAACAACCAAUGGGAAUGGCAUUGUGCCUUUGCUGACAGAGUACAGAGUGUAUGCAUAGUAUGCUGAACAUUGUAAUUGUGUGUAGAUAAGGCUGGGAUUGAUACAUAAGGUUCACUUCCUGUUACUUCUCUAAAGGCUGUCAAUUUCUUUAUUUCACCAAUUCAUUGCGAUAUGAUCCGGCUCUCUGUUCUGAGAGGGGUUGGGAAACUAAAGAGGAUUAAUUUGGUUUCUGUUCAGGUAUGCUUGAAGUAUCCUUCACACUGAGAUGGUUGAGAGCAGCCAUCUUGUUAAGCUUACUUCAGGUAGGAAACACCUUCUGUGAGUAGAACUGGUGUUUAAAUCCCUGGUGGGCAUUGAAUAACAUUAUUUCUGUUUGCUUCAUCACCCCUAGAUCUGCCCCCUGCGAUGGGGAAUGUUCAUAUGUAUCAUGUACAUAAUGAAGUCAAAAUAAAGAAAUAAUGGAUCUUG